This is a messenger RNA of Stylophora pistillata, 953 nucleotides long. RefSeq names its product protein mago nashi homolog. Gene Ontology annotation, biological process: RNA splicing. The record is from RefSeq and is a predicted model, not a curated record. NCBI's taxonomy places the organism in Eukaryota, Metazoa, Cnidaria, Anthozoa, Scleractinia, Pocilloporidae. Gene Ontology annotation, cellular component: exon-exon junction complex; catalytic step 2 spliceosome; nucleus.
AUGGUGUGUCGACGUCAAAGUCGUAAGUAUCAUCUGAGCUUUGGUCGCUCAGCUAUCAUACAUGAUUACGUUAAUGAAAGUUCACUUAAGCCGCUGACAUUGAUUACUGAUGACUCACUCUCCGUGCACGCUUCUUUUCAACUUUACAAAAUGGCGGACUUUUAUCUUCGCUACUACGUCGGACACAAAGGAAAAUUUGGCCACGAGUUUUUAGAAUUCGAAUUCCGACCUGAAGGAAAACUUCGAUAUGCAAACAACUCGAACUACAAGAAUGAUGUGAUGAUUCGCAAAGAGGCAUUUGUACACAAGGCUGUUAUGGAUGAACUUAAAAGGAUAAUCGAAGACAGUGAGAUACUGAAAGAAGAUGACACCCUUUGGCCCCAGCCAGACCGAGUUGGUAGACAGGAACUUGAAAUAGUCAUGGAUAAUCAGCAUAUUUCAUUCACAACUUCGAAGAUUGGAUCUCUUGUGGAUGUCAACCAGUGCAAAGACCCUGAUGGCGUAAGAAGUUUUUAUUACUUGGUUCAAGACCUCAAGUGUAUGGUGUUUUCUCUAAUUGGUCUUCACUUCAAGAUCAAACCAAUCUAAAUGUUUUCUCAAAUUGUGUUAUCCACAACUUCACAGCCAUAUCUUUGUUUCUUAAUUUGAUCUUUCUUUGUUACAUACUGUCAACUUGACAGUUUAAUUGUUGAUCAGAAUCUUGUGUAGAUUUUGAAGCUUGCUCCUCUUUUCUAUGUUGUUAUUUUCUAAAGGUACAUCAAAUGAAUCUACUUUUAGAGUCAAAACGUAGGUACACUUUUUUUAGAAAUUAGAUGCAAUAAUCACCUUCAUCAAUUUUUUUGACUGUACCCUUGUGUUUUUUAUUUUAGACCACAGUUAAAUGCUGUUCUGUAUAAAUAAACCCUUAUCUUUUGCUGUGUACAUAGGCAUUAAAAAACUGGAUCUUUUGUUGG